AUGGCGUCUCAAUCUCGCCGUCGCGCAGACAGUCACCGUGCCUCCAUCAGCCGCCCUGGCUCUACGUACGCUAGGAAACGAGCCAUCAAAGCAUGCCAGGUAUGCCGCGCUCGGAGAACAAAGUGCGAUCAGCAACGGCCGGCCUGUUCAUUCUGCGUAAAAGCUGGCGUGCAAUGUGUUUUCGAACCAGACACCAAUGUGACAUUCGAUCAAGCGAGCCUUGCUAUCCUAGACCGGCUCGACCGACUCGGGCGUAAGAUAGACAGCCAAUCGAGGCCCCAGCCGGCGUUCCUAGGGACCCAUUAUGAUGACAGUAUCCAUGAGACCAGCAACGACUUAUCGCCCGAGCCUAGUGUCAUCCACAAGAUUCUUUUCCCUAUUACGAUCGACAAAGUCCUCCAAUGGAGUGUCUUCAGAGACGUCCAGUUACCAAUUCUGACGUCCCAUACACAACAACCCCCUGGGUCACAGUCUGAAUGCAGUAAUGCACAGAGACCAUGGGUGGAUGAGAUUCUCGACCGGGCAUCAUGCGAGCGAUGGCUCAGUAGCUUCUUCGCCCAUAUUCAUGUCAAGAACCCAAUCUUGGACGAGGAAGAAACAAGAAGACUUGUCUCCAGGCUGUGCGCACAGGGACUCGACUGGAGCAUCGACUCCGGUCUGGCGCUUCUGGUUUGCGCCAACGGAGCCAUUGCCCGACCACUCGAAGAGCAUCUCCCUCUAUCACACCCAGACAGACGAAUGGCGAUUUCCCUAUUCGAGGCAGCACAGAGAAGAGUUGGUGGCGGCUUAGGUCCAGUGGGACUGAUACAUGCUCAGUGCGCCUUUCUAUCAGGGGUUCUUCUCAUGUCACUGAUACGACCUGUCGAGGCUUGGACAACAUUUGUACACGGAUUGGCGAUUUGCCACUCGCUUCCUUAUACCCGACAACUCGACCCUGCUUCGGGCCAGACAAGUACGCAGGAGACUUCAGAACAGAGUGUUUUAUGGUCGUGCUGGAAGUCUGAACAGGAGCUCAGGUUCGAACUGGGCAUGUCUAGCCCCGCUGGAUUGGCUGAUGACCCUCCCGAGCUGUUCCCCAAGCCUCCCGAUGGAUGCGAAGGUGAUUUUGAGCGAGCAUGGUACUUUUACCUAUCCGAGAUAGCUCUAUGGAGAGUCGAGGUGAAUGCUCGAAGAAUAAUGGGCCAGCUCCAGCAUGGAAGCUGGCUGUGGGUUUCAAGAGUUUUAAGAGAGAUCAGAAAAGAUACAUCACAUCAACUCGAGACAUGGCAAGCCUCACUACCGCCGCUCGUCAGUAUCGAAAAUGAAUCCUCUCCUUAUGGAGGUGUCGAGGAUGAUGUGAUCCGAUUCGUACUGCGCGGGCGCAUCACGUAUAUCCGCGAGCUUAUUUCCUGGCCGUUUAUGCAUUUUGCUCUUAAUGAAGCUGUAGACCAAGAGUUGGAUGAUCAUGAUACUUCUGCUGCACUGGCUUGUCACCACCAAAGGUUACUACCAUCGUCACCACGGGACUUGGCUUAUGCUGCGAAGCUCAGCAAGAAGCGCAAGUAUACUGCUUGGGUUUGCACGCUUACACCCCGGGUCUACCCUUUUGCCUUUAGGUUGGAAGGACACAGUCUUGGAUACCUUGAAAAUGGUCGAAUACUGGAGCCUUGA
Fusarium musae is the source of this 1650-nucleotide messenger RNA. RefSeq lists its product as uncharacterized. Lineage: Eukaryota; Fungi; Ascomycota; Sordariomycetes; Hypocreales; Nectriaceae. Gene Ontology annotation, molecular function: zinc ion binding; DNA-binding transcription factor activity, RNA polymerase II-specific. Gene Ontology annotation, biological process: regulation of DNA-templated transcription. The coding region runs from base 1 to 1650 and encodes 549 amino acids. The record is from RefSeq and is a predicted model, not a curated record. The transcript is spliced from 2 exons.